UGCAGGGAACCAAUUCCAGUUUAGCGACGGUUCCUUGCAUUUGGAGAGCAGGCUAAGGAUUGGAGGCCGCUGUAGCUCUCCGGAGGAAUAAGCGAUGACUAGACUGUUCAGGUCAGUGACCACAGAGCAUUGCUGUGGAUGGAUGUCCGUUACAGAUGAGAUGGGAUGCUCUUGAUGUUGCUGGGAUAAAAAGGAAACAGCUUGGUUCUCCAACUCUAGCAUCCUAGAGUCUCUGCAAUAGCAAUCCUGGCCUGUUUUUGUUGUCCAUUGGUUUUGUUUCUUUCUUAGGUGCUGGGUUUUAAACCCGGGACCUCCGACUUGGACUCUACCAGUGACUUACAUACACUCACAGCUGCCUCCCCCUCCUCUUCCUUCUUUUUAAAUGUAGUACCUUGCUCUGUUGCCCAGGCUGGGUCCUCAGUCUACGGGUUCAUGUGAACCCCCUGCCUCAGAUCACAAGUAGUUGGGACUGCAAGUUGCUACAGGUGCCUGCCACAACCCCCCAACUCCUAAUCUUGGAAAACUGAGGCUGUGGUCGUCACCUGUGUACAGGGAGAGCAGUGACCCAGUGUGUCUGUAGAUUUGCUGAUGAUGCUUCCUAUGGACAGUGAAUUUUUUACUCUUUUUCUGGGGGGGGGGCUUUAACAUUCCUUAAUUUCUAGAAAGAGAAAGUGGGGUAGAAGGGAGGCCAGAAGAAUCAUGCAGGACAGAAGGGCACCGAAGUAUUUCGUAUCUCAGCACACUGUAUUAGGGUUCCUUGUAGCUAUGGAAACCUGAUCUGCUGCCUUCUGGUUCUCUUUCAUGGGGAGCCCCUUCUCCCUGCUCCCCUUGGCCCGGAAGUGCAGAGGCCUAGGAGCUGCCUGCCGGCGACUGCCAGCAGCAGGAUUAGUUCAGGGAAGGACUUGCUCACCUGCUCCUCCCCUCUGACUCAAGUCCUAACAAGUAACCUGGUUCCCCUGGCCCGGCAGCCUGGGAGGGACAGCAGGCAGGCGGGACCUGAUGAGAGGGAGAGCCAGGGGGCGGCCAUCAGCCUGUGGAGAACUUGCUGGAAGCAAGAGCAUUAGGUGGCCUGCUUGUGUCCUGGGAGACCCUGAGGUGGCAUGAGAGGCACCCCAAAUCCCUGAACUGGGAGCAGGAGUCUUCCCUGAUCUGGACUGAGCUCUGGAGCAGCUGGGAAAACUCCAGGCUUCCUGCACAUCCUGGCCCAGGCUGGGAGCAGCGCAGCCCCUUCUUCCUCUGUACCCCCUCCCCCCAGAAGUUCAUCAUGGAGAGUAAGGAUGAGGUCAGUGACACCGACAGUGGCAUCAUCCUUCAGUCUGGCCCGGACAGCCCUGUUUCACCAAUGAAGGAGCUGACCAAUGCGGUCCGCAAGCAGCAAAGGGCCCUGGAAGCGAGGUUGGAGGCCUGCUUGGAGGAACUGCGCAGGCUCUGCCUGAGGGAGGCGGAGCUGACUGGCACUUUGCCUGCAGAGUAUCCCCUUAAGCCAGGUGAGAAAGCGCCCAAGGUCCGGCGCAGGAUUGGAGCAGCAUACAAGCUGGAUGAGUGGGCCCUGCACAGAGAGGACCCCCUGAGCAGCCUGGAGCGCCAGUUGGCUCUGCAGCUUCAGAUCACGGAGGCGGCUCACAGAUUGUGCGCGGAGGAGAACCUCAGCCGACAGGUGCGCAGGCAGCGGAAGCAUGCCGCACUACAGGAGGAGAAGAAGCUCAGGGAGCUGGAGCGCUGCCUGGGUGACCGACGGCGGAACAGCGAACCCCCUCCCACCACUGUGCCCUCCAUGGGCAGAGAGCUCAGUGCCUCCGAUGACAGCUCCCUGUCUGAUGGGCUGCUCCUGGAGGAAGAAGAUUCCAAGGCGCCAAAACCUCCCCCAGAGUCCCCUGCACCACCUUCACGGCCUCACCCACCCCAGAGCCUUGAGGGCCUGCAGCAAACAGGACCUGAGUCUGGCGGCCUGGAACGGGCCCCAAUCCAAAACAGUCCUUGGAAGGAGACCAGCCUGGACCGCCCCUAUGAGAAGCCCAGGAAGUCUUCUGAACUCAGUAGCGAGUCCAGCAGCCCAGCCACCACGCCUCAGGACCAGCCCAGCACCUCCAGCUUGUGGCUGCUGGAUCCUGCCUCCUACCAUGUGGUCCCCAUCCGAAAUGUUCCUGGCCAGCGGCAGGGCCGCACCAGUGCCCCAGCUACCCCUGAGAUGCAGGGAAGGAGAGGCCAGUCACAGUCUCUGAGGGUGGACUCCUUCCGAACAGGUGCGGAGGGCCGAGGUCGCAGCGCCUUCCCCCGCCGCCGCCCCACCCAUUACACGGUGACCGUGCCAGACUCCUGCUUCACACCCAGCAAGCCCCCGCUGCCACACCCUGCCUGCCACUCUUGCUCUGAAGACAGCGGCUCUGAUGUCUCCAGCAUCUCCCACCCCACCUCACCCGGCAGCAGCAGCCCAGACAUCUCUUUUCUGCGGCCCCUCUGCCCUCCUGAGCCACCUCGUCAUCGUGGGGCCUGGGGCCCAGCCUGUGGCAGAGAACUGGCCACUCACUACCCUAAACUUCUGCUGCCCGCUGGAUAUUUCCCAACGGGGCGCUAUGUGAUGGUGGCCGAGGGCCACCUGCCACCUGGUGAGUGGGAGCUGUGUCGUGCAGCCCUGAGUGCUGCCUACGACGAGGAGGGCGUUCCCCUGCGCUACCAGCGGCUGGUGCCCUCCCACAGCCGCAUCGUGCGCACUCCCUCGCUGAAGGACAGUCCUGCGGGCAGGGCACUCAGCAAGGCAGCCGUCUCCGAGGAACUCAAGUGGUGGCAUGAGCGGGCACGUCUCCGGAGCAGCCGCCCCCACUCACUGGACCGCCAAGGGGCUUUCCGUGUCAGGAGCCUGCCUCCCGGGAGGGAGAGCUUUGGGCGGGUCUCGGGACCCCGGACACAGGUGCCCCAAGUGUGUGUACUCCGGAGGUCGCCCGAUGGGGCUCCUGUGCAAGUCUUUGUGCCUGAGAAUGGGGAGAUCAUCAGCCAGGUGUAACUACUCUGAAAGCCGUGGCCAUGGCUGGAAAAGACUUUUAUACUGGGGCUGAGGUUGAGACCCCCUCACCCUGAAGUGCGCCUUUCGUCUCUCCUACGCUCAUCGCCGGCCGAUGACUCAGCGCUGAAACCUCCGUUUUUUACGAUUGUUUUCCCAAGCCCCUACCUGAGGAUUUAUAUCUGUAAUUUGUCUUCAAGGUUCCUGUAAUAUGAUCAUACUUUAUGCCCCCAGAGUCUGGCCUUUUGGACUUAAGGUCUUGCUGGGCUAAUUGACAGCAUUUGUCUCCUUAGGCAGGCCAAGUGGCAUGGAGGGCCCCUCGGGAGUCCCUGGUGCUCUGUGCCUUCCCUCUGAGGUAGCUGCUGGUUCUUACUGCUGGAGGCGGGGGUGUGGUACACACUGGACAAGGACUCCUCCCUUGUUUCCAGAUCUCUGGGUGCCAUACGCUGGGCAGGACUCUCCUGUCCCAUUUAUGUGCUCUGUGAUGCACACACUGUGGGAGGAGAGGUCUUCAUGUCUGGUGGGGCCCGGCCUUCCUGUAUUGUCCUGACUCCACAGGUCUCCAUUAGGAGCCCUCGCCACUGUUCUGUCUCCACACCCUCGAGCUCCCAGACCACUGAACCUGGAGUUUGAGGCUACAUUAAACUGUCCAGUCAGGGGCCUGGCCUAGGGGGCUGGUUGGUGGGGAACACCUCAUCCUCCACAGCCACGGCUGGCUGCCAACUAUGCCCUCUAAAAUCUUCAUAGUCCUAGACACCAGCAUCUUGGGAAAAAAAUACAUAUAUAUACAUACUUAAGUGCUACUUCUGUGGUGUGUGUGAGGUGAGAAGAGGCAGCAACUGUCCCUUCCACUUUCUGCCCAGCCGGUUUCUGCUCUGAGAAAAACUCUUGUUUGUCCACACCCGGAGAAGGAAGCUCUGUAAUGACUCCUGUUGGGGUACUGGAUUGUCUUAGACAACACGAAGGAGUUGUCCCAGCAGACCAGGCAAGUCAGGAAGCUGCCUGUGCUUAGACCAGUGGCACGCUUUGAUCCUUACGCCUCCUUUGCUGCCAGGUCAGAUGCCCAGGUAGCCAUCUUGCAUAGGAGCAGCUAGGAAGGUAGCGAUUGUGACUUUGUGUGGCCUUCCUCACUGGAGCACUUCUCCAGUCCUCCCUUGGACAAACGCUGAUGCCUGACUCUAACGGUCUAUUUCUCCUGCUGGAGAGAAAACAGUGUGGUCCAUUGCACUGGGACUGGGGGAGGGGCAGGCUUAGGGAUUAGGGAGCUAAGAGGAGCUUGAGGGGAUGCACAGGGCAUUUCUGUCACUAUUCUCACUACAUCCCACAGCUCCACCCUCCACAGUGUGUGGGAAAGCCCCGUUUUGGUUUGUCUGGCUUCUGAGCCGCUCCCCUAGUGUAGAUGUCCCCUCUCAGUGUGUCCUCUGGAUCCCCAAGAGCCUUGGAUCCUAAGUCACAGAGCUGGGAGACUUUGAGCGUCCACCCCUGACUCCACCUGAGCAUCCAUCACAUUAACUUAUUGGUCUUACCUAACAGCUAUUACGUGUGUUUGCACAGCGGCUGUGCCGGAAGCUGCGGGGCUGAAACUGCUCAACAUUGUGCCGAAUACUUCAAUAAAGUCUGAUUGGCCCA
This is a messenger RNA of Mesocricetus auratus (golden hamster), 4627 nucleotides long. It is a transcript of the gene Inava, whose product is annotated as innate immunity activator. Lineage: Eukaryota; Metazoa; Chordata; Mammalia; Rodentia; Cricetidae. The record is from RefSeq and is a predicted model, not a curated record. Gene Ontology annotation, biological process: positive regulation of protein ubiquitination; adherens junction maintenance. The transcript has 10 exons. The coding region runs from base 1265 to 3001 and encodes 578 amino acids.